AUGACAUUAGAUCGUUUAUCUGUGAGUUUUGAAUUACCGAAAUCUGUAAUUUAUUCAGUUAUUUGUCGAAUGAUCAUCAAUCAAGAAUUAGCUGCCUCUUUGGAAGUUCCUAGUGAUGCAUUAAUAAUGCAUAAGACAGAACGUUCACGUCUUCAGGCUCUUGCUUUACAACUAAGUGAUAAAGUCAAUAGUAUAGUUGAAAUGAAUGAUAAACUAAUUGAAUCACGUACUGGUGGUUUGUCCGGUUUGAAAGGUUCUCAGUCCUAUCAAGGAACACGUCGUGUGGGGGCUCGUUACGCAUUGAAUAAAUUUAAAUGA
Molecule: messenger RNA, 318 nt
Organism: Schistosoma bovis
Lineage: Eukaryota; Metazoa; Platyhelminthes; Trematoda; Strigeidida; Schistosomatidae
Source: the annotation of a GenBank genome assembly